This is a messenger RNA of Cryphonectria parasitica EP155, 627 nucleotides long. RefSeq lists its product as uncharacterized. The record is from RefSeq and is a predicted model, not a curated record. Lineage: Eukaryota; Fungi; Ascomycota; Sordariomycetes; Diaporthales; Cryphonectriaceae. The transcript has a single exon. Bases 1 to 627 code for a protein of 208 amino acids.
AUGGCAAUACGGCAAAUAGUCCGCCCACGAGGCUCUCUGAGGCCACCAUCCACGACCCGAUUCAUCCUGCCCAACAAGCGCACCCUCUCCACGGUCCCGCGCAUCGCCGAAGUCUCCUUCUGGAAGUCCCUCGUGCCGAAACCUCUCCGACGCGAGAACCGCCAUCCAUCGAGCCCCAAUGCGCCCAAGAAAUCCUGGCUCUCCAAGGAAUGGAAUCCAGCGACAUUCUUCAUCGUCAUAUUUCUGCUGAUUGGCUCCAUGUCGAUCCAGAUGAUCUCCCUGCGGAAGAACUUUGAUGCGUUCGUGCGUCGUUCCGAUGUGCGCAUUGGCCUGUUGAGGGAGGUUGUGGAACGGAUCCAGAAUGGUGAGGAUGUGGAUGUCGAGAAGAUACUGGGCACGGGCGACCCAGAGACAGAGGCUGCGUGGGAGGAAGUGCUGGAGGAAAUUGAGAAAGAUGGCGCCCUGAAGAAGGAGAAGAAACAAGACAAGGGCAAGGCGAACGAGGCAUCAUCACCCGCCAUCACGAAGGCCGUGGCCGUUCCCAAGUCCGUAAUGGACGCAGCGCCUACGAGAGAAACGCCUGUUGCACAAGAGCCAUCGAAGGGGCGCACGGCAUAUUUUUUCUGA